GCUUAACUUUUCAAGUAGAAUUGACGACUCAUAUAUAUAUAUCAUUUAUCCCACGAUAUUUUUUCUCAACCUAAUCAGGAUUCGUGAAACGGACUUUGGUGGCAGAAAUUAAAAAGGAACUCUUCGACGUUGAAAACGCCAGUACAAGGAUUAGAGUGCCCAGAGGCGAAGUAACGUACAAAUAUUGCACACAAAAGUGCGACGAUCAUAGCGUAGAAGAAUAUACCAUGAAUGAGAUAGCUUUAUAUUCAGCCUGUUGUUCGUUAUGGCUAUAUUUAUUAGCUGUUGUUAUUCGAAGAAAACUGCAAUGUGUUUGUGACGAUCGAAUGGAUGGAAAAACGGUGAUUAUUACAGGUGGAAGCGAUGGACUGGGUAAAGCAACGGCUUUUAAUCUGGCACGACGUGGAGCGAGAAUUAUUAUUACCUGCAGAGAUUGGCAGAAAGGUUUAGCAGUCAAACAAGAAAUUGAGAUGAAAACUGAUAAUUCGGAAAUAAUAUUAAAAAAGUUAGAUUUGUCUGAUUACACAUCUGUUCAAAAAUUUGUUGAUCAAAUCGUAAAAACAGAAGAAAAAGUCGACGUUUUAAUAAACAACGCAGGAAUCGGCAUCGGAUCCACGGUUAAUAAAAACGGACAUCCGAUCAUUUUUGCUACAAACCAUCUUGGACCAUUUUUAUUAACACUCUCACUGAUGGAUUUGUUGAGAAAGUCGUCAAAUCCAAGAAUCGUUUUUGUUUCUUCGGUCGGUCAUCGAUGGGGUCAUAUUGUAUUUGAUACGAUUGAAACAGAGGACGGAGGUUCGGUACCAGCACAAUUCCGUGCUUACACUCAAAGCAAAUUGGCUCAGAUAUUAUUUAUGAAAGAACUUCAUAAAAGGGAACAUAAAAAUGGAUUCAGCGUUUUUUCUGUUCAACCUGGUACAAUUUUCACGGGAAUUUUCCGAGGUUUUCCAUGGUUGCUUAAACUCAUUACGUACCCAUUGUUCUAUUUAAUUUUGAAAACAGCUGAUGAAGGUUGUCAAACACAAGUACAUUGUAGUGUCAGCUCAGGAUUGGAAAUUUACAGCGGAAAACACUUCACAGAAUGCAGGCCUGAGGAACCGAUUCUGCCGGCAGAUCAUCAACAAAUUGCUGAAGAUUUGUGGGAAUAUUCUGAAAAAGCAGUUGGUUACUUUAGCAAAAAGUCUUCAAAUAUUCAACCUUACUAUAAAGAAGCAUCUAUCAAUUAUUUUACAAGUUAUCUUGAUGAUUUUCGACAACGUUGAUAAACUAUUAGGCAGUAUUUUUUCUAUAAACAAAAGAGCAAUGCUCUAGUCUAAUAUAAGAACACGAAGUGGUAUCAAAUCUUUUACAGUACCGGUUUAUCUGACCACUAGAUCACUGAAAUGUCAUCACCGAACCCGGGCACGAUGCGCAAUUUUUUAAUUUCGAUGGCGUCAUCACACAAACCUUCGAAGUGAAAAACGAAUUCUAUAAAACCUACACAUAUUUUUAAAAUAUAUAAAGUAAUAGCCUUCCAGCGACAACAAGCAAGCUUUAGCCAGUGAAAAUUUGAAAGCAAUUGGCCCAGUAGUUGGAGAUAAAAGCGAUUUUGCACAAGAACAACAUAAUAACAAAACGAUCAAUAAGGCCAUUUCUGGCCAAUAAGCGAACGCAUGAAAGCAAGGGUGGCGAACGCAGUAAACCAGCAUUGAUCCUCGUCCAAUGAAGCCAAACUUUUCGAUUUGUUUAUCAUUGAUCAAUCAUUUGCCAAACCUUAAUCUCUUAUUUUCUAUACUCUGCCACAUUUAAUAUUACAAAUAUCCUUCUACUAAGUGAAAAUAUCAUAUGUUCAUGUCUGAUACGAAUGUUCUUGGUGCUGUUUACAUGCAAUCCGAUUAUGGCUUGUCAUGUUUACAUUUCGAUUACGCAGAUAAAGCCAGCCAAUUACUUACCCAUGAAAUCCAUUGUAAUCCGUCCAUAUCAACUACUCAGCAGAAAUUAUUCAGACAAUGCAAAAAUGCAAUCUCUUUUGCAAUGCAUGAUAAAUAGAACGAAAUUUGUAUUUACAACUAGUUCAAAUCUGCCUCUAUUAAGAGAUAUCUUGAAUUACACUGUAAAGCCUGAUAAUUUACAACUUUCUAACAGUAUAUUUUUUAUUACUGCUAAUUCGUAUAUCAUAUUUGUAUUUCAGCAGUGUAUAAAUGUGUGUUAUAUAGCGUAAUUUAAUUCCCUUUGAUCGUUAUUGUUUUUACAUACUAAUUAUUGGUUAAUUAUUCAUAUACAUAUAUGCAAAAUAAAUUCAAUUUGU
Styela clava is the source of this 2287-nucleotide messenger RNA. Its product is annotated as retinol dehydrogenase 12-like. NCBI's taxonomy places the organism in Eukaryota, Metazoa, Chordata, Ascidiacea, Stolidobranchia, Styelidae. The record is from RefSeq and is a predicted model, not a curated record.